AUGGGCUCAGGUGCGAGUAACAACCAAACGACGAGAUUGAAUUCGAUUCAUCAAUUAACAACACAAAAUCCAUUGGGACAGAAAUCUCUGCAACUGCAAUCGCAACCUGGAAGUUUCCUGUCACAUUCACCUUCACCAUUACCGAGAAAUAUGCAUACGAAGCCAACAAAAGAAGGACCCAAAUGGCCAUUACCACCAGCUGCAUUCAAGGAAGAAUUUGCGCCGAAUUGGCCUAGCGAUCUUGAACGAUACUCCAAUCCGAAAAAAAUUAAAGUGUCCGACGAAAAAACAGGCAAGAGUAAAGAAUUUCAUCAGAAAGAAACAAGUACGAAUCAAUGGAAGAUUGAGAAUUCAAGUAUUCAUGAUUCAGCUCAUGUUCAAUCAUCGUUACGAACUCAGUCGCAUGCAUGCAUCAAUUUAUCGACGACGCAAGAAAUCAAUGCAUUAUUAAUUCGUCUAAGCGAGGUUCAUUCACAACUUGAUCUGAAUAUCGAAGAGCGAGGAAAAGUUAUAUCAGAACAAUCAAAAUUAAUCAUUGAUGUAAUUAUUAAUGAUAUACGUGACAUGCAACAAAGUUUACUGACUUUUGCCAAGAAGCGACAGACAGUGCAAGAUGAGUUAUAUAACGAAUGGUUACAAAUGUACGUUGUUGAAUUAGAUCAAUGGAAAUCUGCACGAUUAGCCGAACUCCAAGAAGAAUUGCAGACAUAUCAGAAAAAAAUCAUGAUCCAAUCGCAACAGUUGAUUACCGAAGUUAACAGAGAAAUGCACCAACUGCGAGAUGAACUGCUCAAAAUAGAACAAGUUAAUGCAUCCACAACAAUUCAAGAGAUUAUUGAAAGAAUACAGACGAUGUCCACUCAUCAACUAGGAACUGAAACCGUCACGAAAAUCAAUUUGAUUAUACAUGGCAAUGUCGGUACAAAAGUUGCUGGUCAAACUUCUACGUUUGAUUUCGACCAGAACGACACUAAUGACGAUACAAAUUCUGGGUCGAAAGCAAAUCAAUUGACAAAACAAGGUUUCACGAAAUUGAAUGGAGGGAGCUCAAUUCAAUUAGUUAAGACAUCAACAGGUGUCACGACCACAACGCAACAGAAGAAACUCAUUGCUAGAACAACAACCAUCAGUGAAAAUAACAAUAAAGACUUAGGUGAUUAUGAUGAUCAAUGA
Rotaria sp. Silwood2 is the source of this 1173-nucleotide messenger RNA. The record is from the annotation of a GenBank genome assembly. NCBI's taxonomy places the organism in Eukaryota, Metazoa, Rotifera, Eurotatoria, Philodinida, Philodinidae.